Molecule: messenger RNA, 736 nt
Organism: Paramecium tetraurelia
Lineage: Eukaryota; Ciliophora; Oligohymenophorea; Peniculida; Parameciidae
Exons: 5
Source: RefSeq, a predicted model, not a curated record
AUGGCCACUUAACCUUUGUUAGAGACAUUGCCCAAAGACUUCCACAAAAUGCCUCCAAAUUAUGACUUUUCCCAUAAAGGAAUCAAUUGGAAAGAUUACGAGAAAGAUUUUGUAUUAAGAACUGAUGCAGUAUGGGAAAAAGAUUAAUUAAAGGAUUGGUUCAGAUUAUAUACAAAAUGUUUUUACUUUGACACCACCGCAAAUAAAUACUCUUUGAUGGAGCCAGACGAUGUUUAUACUAUUCUGUUUGAAGGAUGGGCUUUGGAAGAUUGUUUGUUUCCCUUCAGAGGUACUACUCCAACAGGAAGAACUAAUUGUUUCCAAGUUGGAUUACCACCUAAAUAAAAAGUGUAUGUUCCUUAUCCAACAUAUCAAUCACAAUAAGAUUACUUUACUUUAUGUGCUUUAAGAUUUUAGAAGUGGUUUGAUUGUGAUUAAGCUGAGCAUUUUAAAAUGGAUAAGACUGAAGCCGAUUAUUUGAAAAGAGCCAAAGUAUAUCCAUGCUAUGCAAUGUUUUAUGAAGCAGCAUAUGCUUGCACUGACGAUAUGUUUGAUUUCCUCAUGGAGUUAGCAUAUACAAGAAGAUCAAAUAGAACAUUUGAAUAUAAUCAUUUCCAACAUGAGAUGCGUCGCCCUCCAACUAUUUAUGAUUCUCCUAAAAAUGCGGAGAGAAUUAAAAAAACAUAUUGAAAUAUCAUUAGUAAAAUUAAAAAAAAAUCAUUAUAAAAUCCUAUAA